AUGAGCGUGGUUGGAGGAAAAUAUCUGACGAUAUUGUAUGCUGUCGCGCCGGACGCCUUAAACCACGUGUCCUGUAUGCAAAUUGGAGCCAGUGGAUCAGCGGCUGUAGUAUACAUAUACUUGCGGCUGGUUCGAAUCUCCGAGGGACUGUCGUACACUCUUCAACUGCUAAGGAUCGAGCAGUUGCGUCAUCCACCG
Molecule: messenger RNA, 198 nt
Organism: Iphiclides podalirius (scarce swallowtail)
Lineage: Eukaryota; Metazoa; Arthropoda; Insecta; Lepidoptera; Papilionidae
Source: the annotation of a GenBank genome assembly